Molecule: messenger RNA, 2405 nt
Organism: Gossypium raimondii (Peruvian cotton)
Lineage: Eukaryota; Viridiplantae; Streptophyta; Magnoliopsida; Malvales; Malvaceae
Product: heat shock cognate protein 80
Exons: 3
Coding region: 136-2235 (699 amino acids)
Biological process (GO): protein stabilization; protein folding; cellular response to heat
Cellular component (GO): plasma membrane; cytosol; perinuclear region of cytoplasm
Molecular function (GO): ATP hydrolysis activity; ATP-dependent protein folding chaperone; ATP binding
Source: RefSeq, a predicted model, not a curated record
AGAACGAACUCUUCUUCCUAUAAAGUCUCGUUACAGGGGAUUUCAAAAAUCCCCCAACUUUAACCUAACCAUUCGCUUCUGCUUCUGAUAUUUCUUUAGGUUGUGUUUGGUAUCGUCAUUUUAGAUUUAUCAUCAAUGGCGGAGACUGAAACGUUUGCCUUUCAAGCUGAGAUCAAUCAGCUUCUCAGCUUGAUUAUCAACACUUUCUACAGUAACAAGGAGAUCUUUCUUCGUGAACUCAUCAGCAAUUCUUCCGAUGCCUUAGACAAGAUCAGAUUUGAGUCUUUGACAGACAAGAGCAAGCUUGAUGCUCAGCCAGAGUUGUUCAUUCAUAUUGUGCCAGACAAGACUAAUAACACCCUAUCAAUCAUUGAUAGUGGUGUUGGCAUGACCAAGGCUGAUUUGGUGAACAAUUUGGGUACCAUCGCAAGGUCUGGUACCAAGGAGUUCAUGGAGGCAUUGGCUGCUGGUGCAGAUGUUAGUAUGAUCGGACAAUUUGGUGUUGGUUUCUACUCAGCUUAUUUGGUUGCUGAGAAAGUUGUUGUUACCACAAAGCACAAUGACGAUGAGCAGUUUGUGUGGGAGUCUCAAGCUGGGGGGUCGUUCACUGUCACUAGGGAUACCACUGGAGAGAGCAUUGGUAGAGGUACUAAGAUCACUCUUUUCUUGAAAGAGGAUCAGCUUGAGUAUCUUGAGGAACGACGACUCAAGGAUUUGAUUAAGAAACACUCUGAAUUCAUUAGCUAUCCUAUUUCUCUUUGGAUUGAGAAGACAAUUGAGAAAGAGAUUUCUGAUGAUGAGGAUGAGGAGGAAAAGAAGGAUGAAGAAGGCAAAGUUGAGGAUGUUGAUGAGGAGAAGGAGAAGGAAGAGAAGAAAAAGAAGAAGAUUAAGGAGGUGUCACAUGAGUGGUCAUUGGUUAACAAGCAGAAGCCCAUUUGGAUGAGGAAGCCAGAGGAAAUUACCAAGGAGGAAUAUGCUGCUUUCUACAAGAGUCUUACAAAUGAUUGGGAAGAGCAUUUGGCUGUCAAGCACUUUUCAGUUGAGGGGCAGCUUGAGUUCAAGGCUAUCCUCUUUGUUCCUAAGAGGGCUCCUUUUGACCUCUUUGACACAAGGAAAAAGCCAAACAACAUCAAGCUUUAUGUCAGACGUGUCUUUAUCAUGGACAACUGUGAAGAGCUGAUCCCUGAAUUCCUUGGCUUUGUGAAGGGUAUUGUUGACUCAGAGGACCUUCCUCUCAACAUCUCGAGAGAAAUGUUGCAGCAAAACAAGAUUUUGAAGGUUAUACGCAAGAACUUGGUGAAGAAGUGCAUCGAGCUCUUCUUUGAAAUUGCUGAGAACAAAGAAGAUUACAACAAGUUCUAUGAGGCUUUCUCGAAGAACCUCAAGCUUGGUAUCCAUGAGGACUCUCAAAACAGAAACAAGAUUGCUGAAUUGCUCCGGUAUCACUCUACCAAGAGUGGUGAUGAGAUGACCAGCUUGAAGGACUAUGUGACCAGAAUGAAGGAGGGUCAGGAUGACAUCUAUUACAUCACUGGUGAGAGCAAAAAGGCUGUUGAGAACUCUCCCUUCCUUGAGAAGUUAAAGAAGAAGGGUUAUGAGGUUCUCUUCAUGGUUGAUGCUAUCGAUGAGUAUGCAGUUGGUCAGCUCAAGGAAUUUGAGGGCAAAAAGCUUGUGUCUGCAACCAAAGAAGGUUUGAAACUUGACGAGAGCGAAGAUGAGAAGAAAAAGAAGGAAGCUUUGAAGGAAAAGUUCGAGGGUCUCUGCAAGGUUAUCAAGGAUGUAUUAGGCGACAAGGUUGAAAAGGUUAUAGUAUCUGACCGUGUGGUUGAUUCUCCUUGCUGUUUGGUCACUGGUGAGUAUGGUUGGACUGCCAACAUGGAGAGAAUCAUGAAGGCCCAAGCUUUGAGGGAUAACAGUAUGGCAGGAUACAUGUCAAGCAAGAAGACGAUGGAGAUCAACCCCGAGAAUCCCAUCAUGGAAGAGCUGAGAAAGAGAGCUGAUGCUGACAAGAAUGACAAGUCUGUGAAGGACCUUGUUCUGCUCCUCUUUGAGACUGCUCUCCUCACCUCUGGCUUCAGCCUUGAUGAUCCAAACACCUUCGGCAACAGAAUUCACAGGAUGUUGAAACUUGGGUUGAGCAUCGAUGAGGAUGCUGGUGAUGCAGAUGCUGAUGCUGACAUGCCCCCAUUGGAGGAUGCAGAUGGCGAGGGCAGCAAGAUGGAGGAAGUUGACUAAAAUCUUAACCAUUAUUUUGAUGCCAACAUUUACUAGUAUGAUCUCUAUUUUGAACGUUCCCUUAGCUUUUAUGGUUUUGCAACCUACAGAGGUUUUGGUUAUUUUGUCAAACUCUUAAAAUGUAGUUUGUUUUUGGAAUAUAUUAUAUGGUUCUUUUAGUAUUUUGCUAA